Pyricularia oryzae 70-15 is the source of this 1296-nucleotide messenger RNA. Its product is annotated as iron sulfur assembly protein 1. Gene Ontology annotation, molecular function: 2 iron, 2 sulfur cluster binding. Gene Ontology annotation, cellular component: cytoplasm; mitochondrion. The coding region runs from base 216 to 1064 and encodes 282 amino acids. Gene Ontology annotation, biological process: iron-sulfur cluster assembly. The transcript is spliced from 2 exons. NCBI's taxonomy places the organism in Eukaryota, Fungi, Ascomycota, Sordariomycetes, Magnaporthales, Pyriculariaceae. The record is from RefSeq and is a predicted model, not a curated record.
AUUUUAUGACGGAAUUUACCCUUUUUUCAGUUGAGCGAACCAGCCAAAACCGAGCCGCUCGGCUCAGAGGCAAACACCUAAAAAACCACCGAAACCCUUCACAUUUCUCCACCGACUUCAUCUCAACGGCGAGAAUAAACAACAACGCCACCACCAGAGUCCUUGCAUGCCAACCUAGCAAAACCUGACAGCAAAGACUGCACAUAUUCACAAAGAUGAACGCACCACAAUUAUUCCGAAGGACGACCCCCUUCGUCUGCCGCGCCUGUCGUGCCGCCCGCAGCAGACACGAGCACAGCAGCACACCGGCGACGAUAGCUGCCGCCCGCCUUAUCCGCCACUUCUCCUCGAGGCCGGCCGCCGCGAGGGCUGCCACCACUUUUCAGUCGUACAGUCUCCCUAGCCACCCGCCGACGGCGCGGCCGCGGAACGCAGAUGUGUCGGUAGAGACGUCCAUCACGCAGCCGAUCGAGAUGCCGCCGCUGCCGCGCGUGCACGAGACGAGACCGCCGCAGGAUGUCGGUUCGCUGGGGAGCAGCAGGUCGGGCGGUGAGGAGAAGCCCCUGAUACCCGAGGUGGAGGCGCAGGAGUCCAAGCAGGAGUUUGUACCGGAGGCGUCGAGGGAGAAGGCGCCGCAACAAGAACAAAAGCAGCCGCAAGCAGCGGCAACACAACCGACAGAGGAGAGCAAGGCGUCGACAGGCGCGGCGCCGCGAAAGUCGAGACUGCGGGCGCCGCGCAAGGCGGCCAUGAAGCUCACGCCGGCGGCCGUGGAGCAACUGCGGACGCUGCUGGAUCAGCCGGAGCCCAAGCUCAUCAAGGUCGGGGUGCGGAACCGUGGAUGCAGCGGGCUGGCGUACCACCUCGAGUUUGUGGACAAGGCGGGUCCGUUUGACGAGACAGUCGAGCAGGACGGCGUCAAGGUCUUAAUUGACAGCAAGGCGCUGUUCAGCAUCAUUGGCAGCGAAAUGGAUUGGAUUGAGGACAAGUUGAGCCAGAGGUUCUUCUUCCGGAAUCCCAACAUCAAGGAGGAAUGCGGCUGUGGCGAGAGCUUCAUGGUAUGAGUGGACUGGUCUUGAGGUGAUGCAGUCUCUCCAGACUAUUCUCUCACAGGCUUGACUGGUAUCACGAGCUAUGAUUUCUCGGACUGUACAACAGAUGGCAAUAACGAGCGUUUUUGAUCAUUUACAUCCUAAUGAGGUACAUUGCAUUGUUGGAGCUUCCAUUGGACGCUAUAGACUUCUUCGGAGCAUCAUUUGAACGGAAACAUAAUAAAUAUAUCGCUAUUGGCAGCCA